AUGCUGUUUCCAUUUAUACCCUUGUCCCUGGGGAUUAUAUUUAGUCGAUUGGAUCCAGGAGAAAAACUCGUUAUAGGUUGUCGAAAAGCAACAAUUUAUGCUGAAACACAGAAAGGUGAAACAGAAGCUGUCAAUGGUGAUGCAAAGUCAGAUCGAUUGAAGCAACUAUUGAAAGAGACCAAGAAGUAUCUCCAAAAGUUUGGAUCAGCAGAGCCUUUGAAGCAGAUAAUGGAAUCACGCUGUCGUUACCUGAAGAUUUCGGAGAAGACGUCGGCGACAAGGUCCACCAUAAUCGUACCUUUCAAUGGAAUCUCUUGGUUCUUUGAUAUCUUCAACUACUACGUCACUUCUGAUGACCAAGAUAUUUCUAGAAAGGAACUUCAGCUUGAUAGCCAGGAGGGGUCGGUUUCUCAAGAUUCAUGGCUAUCUGUGGGUACUAUUAGACGUGAGGCUGGGAGUAAAGUAGCUGCAGUUGAACAAAUUCAAGAGACCCCUCUUGUGAUCAAAUCGACUUCUUCUGGUUCUGAGCAAAGGAAGGUGGGACCCAGUGAGCUUCUGGGAGUGGGGAAGAAUGUGGUUUCAGAGUCAUCUUCACAACCAGGAUCAUCUUCUCAUGUCUCCUUUUCCAUGAAUGGACAUAUGAUGCAAUGUGCCAUGAUUUACUUGAAAUGGAGGGAAAUAAAUAUGUUCACGUGGUUCCAAGCAAAACAGGUGAUGGUUAUGAAAGGAAAGAGUGAACGCUUGCAUGACAAGAUGACAAAUUUUGUGUCCAGAAAUAAAGCUGCUCAGAUGCAUGGCAGAGAUGGUGGGGAGAUGUCUACUCGUGACUUGCAAAAGAUGGUUCAAGUAUUGCCAAUGAACAAAUGGACAAACUAUCCCUCCAUGUUGAUCUUGCUGGAAAGAUUAAUGGAACAAAAGAUAUCAUUAAGUUUCUCAAAGAACAAGAUGCAACAGAUGAACAAAAGAUCCGAGUAUUAAUGAUAUAUGUAGCAACUCAUCCCGAGAAAUUUGAGACUGAUAAACUUGCAAAGAUAUUGGAGGUGAGGAUCUUUUUUUUUCUUACUAUUACAGCAUUUUAUUUUUGUUAUCAAGGCAUUGUAGUUUGUAAAAUAUACCCAAUUACAGCAUUGUAUUUUUGUUAUCAAGGCAUUAGUUUUAUAGGAAUGUAUAACCCAUGUUAGCAAUGUUUUAUUUUUG
Lactuca saligna is the source of this 1197-nucleotide messenger RNA. The record is from the annotation of a GenBank genome assembly. NCBI's taxonomy places the organism in Eukaryota, Viridiplantae, Streptophyta, Magnoliopsida, Asterales, Asteraceae.